GUCUAUGUUGUGGAAAGACAAAAAGUUGAUUUGUUCCUCAGAGGCUGCAGAGGCAAAUUCGCAUGUCUCCCUGCGUCUGCGCGUGUUUCUGUAGGCGAGGACACAUAUGGUGAUGAGACUGAGCACAUGUGUUAUUGUCGCCUCCUCCAAGUUAAUCUCUGAAGGGGAGGUGUGGUUUCCUCCUUUUCUUGGAGCCCAGUACUGAAUAUUCAACAGCUUUUUGCCUCAAGCGUCAGUUUUGACUGCGAAACCAUCGGUGGUUCGAUUUCGAUACUUUACCUGGCUUUGGUCUUCUGCUAUCUGUCUAAAAUGAGUUUCAGCAGUGACAUGGAUGAGACGGAAGAGGGGAGCAACAGAGAGUUUGAGAGCGUGGAGAUGAAUAAGCUGCGUCAGAGCCUGCGCAGGAAGAAGCCCACCUACGUGCCGGAAGCCAGCCGGCCACACCAAUGGCAAGCAGAUGAAGAGGCUGUACGGAAGGGCAAAUGCAACUUUCCUGUCCGGUACCUCGGUCUGGUGGAGGUAGAGGAGUCCAGAGGGAUGCAUGUGUGCGAAGAUGCAGUGAAAAAACUGAAACUGAGUGGGAAAAAAACUGUCAAGGCUGUUCUUUGGGUGUCUGCCGAUGGCCUGAGAGUAGUGGACGAUAAAACCAAGGACCUCAUUGUUGACCAGACCAUUGAGAAAGUGUCUUUCUGCGCACCUGACCGUAAUUACGAUAAGGCGUUCUCCUACAUCUGCCGUGAUGGAACGACUCGCCGCUGGAUGUGCCACUGCUUCAUGGCCUUGAAGGACUCGGGUGAACGUUUGAGUCAUGCAGUUGGAUGCGCGUUUGCUGCUUGCCUUGAGCGGAAGCAACGCAGAGAGAAGGAGUGCGGGGUCACGGCUUCCUUCGAUGCAAGCCGCACCUCGUUCGUGAGGGAAGGCUCCUUCCGCAUCUCCUCUGCUGGACAGCAAAGUGACCGGGAGGACAUCAUGAAACAGCUGCAGGACAAAAAGAAAGACGCAUGUUAUAUCUCUGCAAUUCCACCUGGAAAUGCUUCUCCUCCGGAGGGAGCGGCUUCACCUGGGGAGAGGGCGGAGCCAGGCGGGCCUCACGCCAUCCCGCGCCGACACGCUCCUAUCGAGCAGCUGGUGCGGCAGGGCUCCUUCCGAGGCUUCCCUCAACUUAGCCAGAAGAACUCACCCUUCAAACGGCAGCUCUCUCUACGCUUGAAUGAUCUCCCAUCAACCCUUCAGCGCAAGACGGACUUCCAGACCAAGAACCCAGUUCCAGAGAUGGAUCUGUCUUUGGCAGGAGAGGCAGACAGCAUAAACGCUCUGUGCAGCCAAAUCAACAACUCUUUCACCAAACCAUCUGAGGACCUGUGUGCCAAAGCUAACAGCAACUGCUUGCCAGUUUGCAGCGCUCCACCUGCCAUUCCCCCUCCACCUGCUCCACUGCAAGCUACAAGCUCAUGGGUUCAAACAGAGCCAGCUGUCCAGUCUCCCGCUCCUGUGCCUCAGGGCGGCCACAAACGGACCCCAUCUGAAGCAGAGCGCUGGCUGGAAGAGGUUGCUAAAGCGGUUAAAGCCCAGCAGACUCCACCUACUCUACCGCCACCACCCACUCAGCAACCUCCACCCAUGCCCACUAUUCCCAUCGCACCUGGUUCCCUGCCCACCUCAAUGCAGCCAUUCCCAAUGGCCUUUGACGUCACUCCCGCACCUGUUGGCAUGUUCACCCAACAGCCUCUUCAACCAGCUUUUGUACCUAUGCAGCCAUAUAUGCCCACUCUGGCCAACAGCAUGACCUACCCCAAUGCCAGUGUGCCCGUGGUGGGCAUCACACCGUCGCAAAUGGUAGCUAAUGUAUUCUGCUCUGCAGCCAGUACAGGGGGCGGAGCAGCGUUGGGAAUCGGGAUGGGGCCUAAGACUGGUACGCUCGGUGGUGGCCAACAUUCGGCUUUCCCCACCCUCCCCGGAGGUUUCCCAACCACCACAUUCGCCUCUCCUCCAACCAUCAACGGCCACCCGCACAACUCCUUUCCAUCAACGGCCGCGACCACCAGUGUUACUCAAAACGGUAGCACCGUAAAAAGCGGUACUAGUUGGCCGAUGGAGAAUCUGAAUCCGAAUCCCACAGGAAGUUCCCAGGAAGCAGAGCAUUUUGAGGCAAAGUGGGCUGCUCUGGAGUCCAAAUCGCAACCGAAGGCGCAAAACCCUUUUUCGAAUGACUUACAAAAGACUUUUGAGAUUGAACUAUAAUUGUAAGGAGACUCUGAAAGUUUGGAACUGUUUCAUAACCCAUUCCCCUUCCCUUUUUUUUGGUCUUUCUUACGCUCCUGGUCUGUUUGAGGGUAUUGGUUGUUGUUAAAGAUCAUCCGGUUGCAUUUUGUGUCAUUUUGACAGUCAGACUCAAGAUUUGGAGAACGGAAAGACAGUCACAAUGGUUUGGCACUUACGGGACAGCUUUUAAAGAGAAACCUGCACAUUACUUUCACCAGUAAUGACCCUUUUUACCUACAGUAAAGGAAAUGCUGAAAUUAGGGGAUGGUCAGAAGCUAUUUAUUGUUUUUAUUUGAUUAUAAUGGUUAUUUUAAAUCAGAUUUUAAUUAUUCUUAGGUUUCCCCUCGUAUUUAUUUUUAUUGAACUGGGUGAAAAAUUACAAUUGGCUACUUGAAAACUGAGUCACCAAAUGAUAGAUUUAAAAAUAAUUUGAGCUACAAUAUCUUGUUGAAGAUUGAGUUUACUUUGUGAUGUAAAUAGCAUGCUUUCAGUUUACUUUUAUUUAUUGCCCCUUCUGUGGCCAUUUAGUUUCAUUAAUUUCAAGUGAAUCAGUCAUGACCAUCGAAGCAUCACCAAGUUCACCGACAGGCACAUUCCAACCCUGACUAUAUUAUUGACACCCAUAAUGCAAUGAAAAACUAGACCAAAAUGCCAGUGUAGUAACCUUGACCUUUGUUUAUUGACGUGGAACCUUUUCUGGAACAACUUUUCAGAGGAUUAUAGUUUUAUUUUUUAUUAUAUGUUCAAGUUGACAAUAACAUUACCUUCAAUAGGAUUCACGGGGCUUCUCAGUUAUUAAGAAUGUACUUUGUGACCAUUCUAGGGCAUUAAAAUGACAAAAUGGGUUAGAAUGGGUAUUUGUGCAGAUCAACUGUAUUAGAAAAUAUUAGAAAAGGGUUGAAGAGGGAAGGUUAUAGUGUCCGUUUAUGCAAGCAAUGGAACGACUACACAGACUCUUAAAGGGACAGAGUCAAAUGGUACAGGUCAUGCAUGUUUAAAAUAUCCCAUAUUACAGUCUGUUAAAACAUUGAAUAUGCAUAUUAGUCUUGGCUUUCGUUUCUUAUCACCACUGUUUCACUCUCGCUGGUCUAAGAAAGGGAAUAAUUGUCUUUUAAUUGCAGGUGAAUAAUGUCAAGCACUCUACACAAUAGGAUCUCAUGCAAUUAUUCUAAAAUCAAAUCCUUCUCAUUCAUGAGGUUCAUAUUUUCUCCAAUGUUGUGCGUUUAGGCACAUUUAUCAUUUAAAGAGGUCAUAUGAUGCUAUUUUAAACGUUUAUUUUGUAAUGAAAUGUUCAAAAAACAUUAUUUUUCACAUAUUGUAAACUAUUGCAGUACCACUAUUCCUAGUCUGUCUGAAAUCCCAGCUGUCCUCCGUAAAAUGCGCUGUACACAAGCUAACUUUUGGCUUUUAUUGUGCAGGAACAGUGUUAUUAAUAACUCUUAACCACUCAUUCAUAAUUUCAUCUGUUUUCUGCUGGCCAAACAAAGGGAAUUUGUUUUCGCAUCUGAACACACAGCGUCUCCACGACAUAACAGCACUAGAAUUCACUGAAGCCUUUUUGGACAGGCAAUAUGCCUCAUCAUGACGUCGAUUCGAUAAAUCCCAUUGUAGGAGGCUUUGCAGAUCUUAUACAUGCUACACACUAAAGGAAAGGGAAGACAUUUAAAAGCAUCAUAUGACCUCUUUAGAAAAAAUGCUCAAUGUUUGUAUAUUUAUUUUCAUCAGAGUGUACGAAUAAGAUGUUGAAUGAUCUUUCUGGAGUGUGUUGAGCCUGCAAUUUUCAAAGCUAGAUGAUCAAAGUCAGACUGCACACUGUGCUCGGUGAGGUGAACUCCACACACACUUCCUAUUGAGACGUAAUAGCAGUGGACGUUCAAGGCAGGCACAAUGUUUUUAACUCCUGUUUCGAAAAGGCCAUUUUGACCGUAAUGUGUUUUAAAUUUACCUCUCGGUUUUCUUAUCAAUUGUUUAUUACAGGGUCAAGCGGGUCUAUUGUGUGGCACAAUGAAUCUAAAAAUAGUUCUUUUUCCAAAGACAAUGCAUUUGUAAUUCGGCCAAGCGAUGCGUUGUGUGGCGUUAAAUGGAUGAAUUAAUUCUACUCAAAUGCCCUGGUCUUUUUGUCCGCUCUCUCCCCCUUGACAAAAUCGAGGUUUUUCAAAACCGGGGAACUAAAUUACCUCAUAAAGUUGAUUGUAAACUUAAGUGUAGUGAUAACAAACCAGUGGAGUUUAUUUUUAUUCUUUAUUUACAGAAUUUUGUAUUUAAACCUACAUAUUUCUAUUGUAAUUACAUUGUAUAAAAGAUAAAUAAAUAAUAUAAUAUAAACAAUG
Messenger RNA from Pimephales promelas (fathead minnow), 4592 nucleotides. It is a transcript of the gene numbl, whose product is annotated as NUMB like endocytic adaptor protein. Gene Ontology annotation, cellular component: cytoplasm. Gene Ontology annotation, biological process: positive regulation of neurogenesis. The record is from RefSeq and is a predicted model, not a curated record. Lineage: Eukaryota; Metazoa; Chordata; Actinopteri; Cypriniformes; Leuciscidae.